This is a messenger RNA of Neomonachus schauinslandi (Hawaiian monk seal), 1437 nucleotides long. It is a transcript of the gene BTBD17, whose product is annotated as BTB domain containing 17. Bases 1 to 1437 code for a protein of 478 amino acids. NCBI's taxonomy places the organism in Eukaryota, Metazoa, Chordata, Mammalia, Carnivora, Phocidae. The transcript has 3 exons. Gene Ontology annotation, molecular function: protein binding. The record is from RefSeq and is a predicted model, not a curated record.
AUGCUUCGCUUGGGCUCUGCCAAGCCUGGGUCCUGGGCCAGCUUCUGGGCCAUCCUGACCUUGGUGGGGCUGGCCACUCGAGCAGCUCAGAGAGCCGACGUGGGCGGCGAGGCCACGGGCACCCCCAUCAACCACUCCCAGACGCUGCUCCAGCGCUUGCAGGAGCUGCUAAGGCAGGGCAACGCCAGCGACGUGGUCCUGCGGGUGCAGGCGGCGGGUACCGACGAGGUCCGCGUCUUCCACACGCACCGCCUGCUGCUCGGCCUGCACAGCGAGCUGUUCCGGGAGCUGCUGAGGAACCAGAGCGAGGUGGCGCUUCAGGAGCCCCGGGACUGUGCUGCCGUCUUCGACAAGUUCAUCAGGUACCUCUACUGCGGGGAGCUGACCGUGCUGCUGGCCCAGGCCAUCCCCCUGCACAGGCUGGCCACCAAGUACGGCGUGGCCUCCCUGCAGCGCGGCGUGGCCGACUACAUGCGCGCGCACCUGGCGGGCGGCGCGGGCCCGGCGGUGGGCUGGUACCACUACGCGGUGAGCACCGGGGACGAGGCCCUGCGCCAGAGCUGCUUGCAGUUCCUGGCCUGGAACCUGUCGGCCGUGGCGGCGAGCGCAGAGUGGGGCGCCGUGAGCCCCGAGCUGCUGGCGCAGCUCCUGCCGCGCUCGGACCUGGUGCUGCAGGACGAGCUGGAGCUGUUCCACGCGCUCGAGGCGUGGCUGGGCCGCACCCGGCCGCCCCCCGCCGUGGCCGAGCGCGCGCUGCGGGCCAUCCGCUACCCCAUGAUCCCGCCGGCGCAGCUGUUCCAGCUGCAGGCGCGCUCGGCGGCCCUGGCGCGCCACGGCGAGGCGGUGGCCGACCUGCUGCUGCAGGCCUACCAGUUCCACGCCGCCUCGCCGCUGCACUUCGCCAAGUUCUUCGACGUCAACGGCAGCGCCUUCCUGCCCCGCAACUACCUCGCGCCCGCCUGGGGCGCCCCGUGGGUCAUCAACAACCCGGCCCGCGACGACCGCAGCACCAGCUUCCAGACGCAGCUGGGCCCGAGCGGCCACGACGCGGGCCGCCGGGUCACGUGGAACGUGCUCUUCUCGCCGCGCUGGCUGCCCGUCAGCCUGCGGCCCGUCUACGCGGACACCGCGGGCCCCGCGCUGCCCGCGGCGCGCCCGGAGGACGGCCGGCCGCGCCUGGUGGUCACGCCGGCCAGCAGCGGCGGCGACGCGGCGGGCGUGAGCUUCCAGAAGACCGUGCUGGUUGGGGCGCGCCAGCAUGGCCGCCUGCUGGUCCGCCACGCCUACAGCUUCCACCAGAGCAGCGAGGAGGCGGGCGACUUCCUGGCGCACGCCGACCUGCAGCGGCGCAACUCCGAGUACCUGGUGGAGAACGCCCUUCACCUGCACCUCAUCGUCAAGCCGGUCUACCACACCCUCAUCCGGACCCCCAAGUAG